Ceratosolen solmsi marchali is the source of this 322-nucleotide messenger RNA. RefSeq names its product cx9C motif-containing protein 4. The coding region runs from base 48 to 260 and encodes 70 amino acids. The record is from RefSeq and is a predicted model, not a curated record. The transcript is spliced from 4 exons. Lineage: Eukaryota; Metazoa; Arthropoda; Insecta; Hymenoptera; Agaonidae. Gene Ontology annotation, cellular component: mitochondrial intermembrane space.
AGUUUCUGUAAUAUCGGCAUGAAUUUGAGUUUCUGCGAGACCUUUUUAUGUCCACUAACGAUCCUUGUAAGAAAUAUGCAUGCAAAUUGCAAAAGUGUUUGCAAGAUAAUGUGUAUCAGCCAGCGAAAUGCGAAAGCGUUAUCGAGGAAUUAAGAAAGUGUUGUAUAAAAAGUAAUCCUGAUUCGUCUGUUUGCUCGGGGAUCGACACAUCGAAACCUUACGACCAUAAUACCGUUGAUUACAAAGAAGCAUUGAACUAAGAUGUAUAGUAAAAGAAAACAUCCGGUAUUAAAGGAUAUGCCUUUUAUAUAUCGUCAUUCAA